This is a messenger RNA of Cuculus canorus (common cuckoo), 2931 nucleotides long. Its product is annotated as estradiol 17-beta-dehydrogenase 11. Gene Ontology annotation, molecular function: oxidoreductase activity, acting on the CH-OH group of donors, NAD or NADP as acceptor. Bases 113 to 1012 code for a protein of 299 amino acids. Gene Ontology annotation, cellular component: lipid droplet. The transcript has 7 exons. The record is from RefSeq and is a predicted model, not a curated record. NCBI's taxonomy places the organism in Eukaryota, Metazoa, Chordata, Aves, Cuculiformes, Cuculidae.
CGGGACCUGCAUGCGGGACCCGGGACGCGCCGGACGAGGGGAGGCUGCCUGCGGGCUGCUGGUGAAUUGACAACCCUCUCGUCUCUAACAGAGAGCCCGGCGCGGAGCAGCGAUGCACCCGCUGCUGGACCUGCUCCUGGUGCUGGCCACGCUCCUCUACUCGUACCUGGAGGCCCUCGCGAAGCUGUUCGUCCCCGCGCGGAGGAAGCCCGUGAACGGGGAGCUCGUACUCAUCACGGGCGCCGCGCACGGCGUGGGGAGAGCGACCGCGCUCGAGUUCGCCCGGCGCCGCAGCCGCCUGGUGCUGUGGGACAUCAACCAGCACGGCAUUGAGGACACGGCAGCAGAAUGCAAACGGCUGGGAGCCACUGUUCACACCUUUGUGGUGGACUGCAGCAAAAGGGAGGAAAUCUACAGCACUGCGGACAAGGUGAAAAAGGAUGUUGGAGAUGUCUCCAUUCUGGUGAAUAAUGCUGGUGUGAUUACAGCUGCCGACCUUCUCUCGACACAGGACCACCAGAUUGAAAAAAUGUUUGAGGUCAACAUUCUUGCUCAUAUGUGGACCACAAGAGCUUUUCUGCCAACCAUGAUGAACAACAACCACGGCCACAUUGUCACGGUGGCUUCAGCAGCAGGUCAUUUUGUGCUUUCUUUCAUGGUGGCUUAUUGUUCAAGCAAGUUUGCUGCAGUUGGAUUUCAUAAAGCUCUGACAGAGGAGCUGUCUACCCUGGGAAUGGAUGGAAUAAAAACUACUUGUGUGUGUCCGGUUUUUAUAAACACUGGAUUUGUCAAAAACCCCAGUACAAGGCUUGGAAAGGUUUUGGAGCCUGAAGAAGUUGCAGAGGCCCUGAUGGAAGGCAUACUGACCAACCAGAAAAUGGUUUUUGUUCCAUCAAAUCAACGCAUUGCCUUGCUUAUUGAAAAGUUGUUUCCAGAACGUGCCUUGGCUGUUCUGAAGAAACUGACCGACGUCAAAUUUGAUGCAGUCGUUGGGCAGAGAAGCACCCAGUGAAAAGCUAAAACUGAUUCUCAUUUCCCCAUGGCAAAAGUGAAAACAGAACUUGUGCUGAGUGCAGUUCAGCUGGUUUGAUUCAGCGCAGAACCAAGAUAAAUCUUCCAGGCCACCAUUUCCAAGCACACCUAAGGGUUUACCCCACACUUUCAGCAGGGACAAUCCUGCAUAACAUGGGAUGUUAACAAAGCAGAGAUACAUAUCUAGAAGUCUAAAAGUCUGCAUUGGCUGUAUGUCACAUCGCCUCUAUAUGCUAGUGCAUAUGGGAAUUCCCUCAAACCCUGUCUUUGGGACAGCACAGCUAUGUACAUGAGUACAGAGACCUUGCCUGAGAAUAUAUUAAUCUGGACUCAUCCCUGAGCAAAAGUAUCUUGCAAGAAGUACUUUAUAGAGAAAGUGGGUGGCCUGAUUCACCUCAAUUUAUCUUUUUAAAUUUAAAAAUGUGCUUAACGUGCACUGAAUUUCAUGUCCUUUUGUAGUGAGUACCUGAAAUAAUACAGGCCUAUACGUAAUGUAAUACCUAGAAUUGCAUCAAUUAUUAAUUUUGCACUAGCACAAUCAACAUGCCUUAUUCUGAAUGAAUACAUUUCUUUAACACAGAAGUGACUCUCAGCAGCUAAAGUUAUAACCAGGUCUUAGAGGUGCAUUUAAGACAUGGUGUAAAGUAAUACAGCCUUUCCCCAUAUCAUUUCUCACACUGCUCAUCUGUGUGAGUCACAAUCUCCUCAUUCCCAGACACAUUUAAAACACCUUCCUAUGAAAACAGUGCAGUAUUUUUCUACAAAUCACUGGGUGCCCUCCUGCAUUUCAAGCAUGCUAGAGAAUGUGUUUUAUUCCAUGAGGAUGCAGACCAAGUUGGACUGCUAUUGUUCUUACGAUCAAACCUAAUGAUAAUUCUGCAGUCUGCAUCGGUAUUCAUGUUAGACUUGUGUGUUCAAGAAAACAGUGAAGUUAUAUUGAGCCAGGAAAGCCUUAAUUCACGUGCAGUGAGUGAGUUUAUGUUGAAGUCCACGAGGCUUCUGCACCUAUAUACAAUACAAAUGAAGGCCUGAAUUCCUGUGAACUGCUGAACACAUCUUCAUUUUGACUAAUUAAUCCAUUCAUCACAGCACAGUUACACCUAUACAAACAGUGGAUAACACGUAUCUCCGCAUACCUCUUUUCUUUCUGUCUCUUCAAACACCUGUACCAGACUAAGGGUUUAUGUAUUACAUUCCUCUGAAAUGCUGCCACACUGACUGGAGAAGAUGCUGCAGCAGCAACAUCCCUGUGUGAUCCCACACUUCGCUUUCCCAACCCUGUUCUUCCCUUUUCCAUGUGCAGGGGAACUGUGAAGCAGGGAUUCUUGGCAUGGGGAGGCACACCAGGUGCCAUCGGUGGGAGUGAGGUAGGCGUUGCAGAUGCCGCAAUGGUGAAAGGGUCAACCAGCGUCUGCUGACCACCGGGCUGCAGUGACAAGACAGGUGCCUGGUCACACUGAGAAGCCACAUCAGAUGAGCAAGGUACAGGGCCAAGCCUGGCACACUGACAGCACAGCCCAUGCGAGGGCCAGGUGCCAGGCAGGGGGUGCAUGGAGGAAGGCUCCAGAUGAACCAACUUGACCUGGAGGUUAAACCCCCAAAGGUCUUUGGCCUGAGGUACAAGACAGCAGUGCCUGAUGACACAGGUCAGAGACCUCUUCAGAGCACAAGUUAUCUUUCCAUGUACUUGUGCAACUCCCAACUGGCACUUGCUGGCUCACAGCCAUCAGAGGGAGGCCUGAACAUGCUGUUGCCCUUGGCACAGCUAGAAAUGAAUGGCUUCCACUAGAAAGCUUACCCAAGCAUUUCAUGUCAUUCUGUAAACUGAGGUUCUUCAGAAAAGAGAGAGCCCUCAUCAUCCAGCUCCCCCUGCUCUUUGGUGGCAACAGGUAGCACUUG